AUGCCCAUCAUUCAUGGCCAAGCCCAGCACCAGGGCGCAGACGGCUGCGGGCCCGCGGGCCAGUUCGGCUGGGAUGCCGCCAGGAGCAGGGAGCUCUUUAACUGUAUCUCCAACCACCGACUCGAAAGCAUCAUCAACACAUUUCUAUAUUUUUAUGCAGAUUCCUUUCGCAACAAAAACGACACCAGGCACCUCUCAGAGUCGUGCCGGGAAGAUUCCACGUGUCAUAAUUUUGCAGAAGACAGCCGCCGUUGCUCAGACACGGAUCGAUGUGACGAUGGGACAGACCCUUGCUUCUCCAACCCCUGUCAGGGACAUGCCACCUGUGUGACCCCCUCACCCGGGGAACGCAGCUUCCUGUGCCAAUGUCCUCCCGGGUAGGGUGGGGCCACCUGCAAAACUGCCGUCGGUCCCUGUGGUCAGCUCUGCCACCAGGACCCUGUCCGCCCUGUGUGCGUCUGCCCCUUGGGCCGUUCCGGAAGGUUCUGGGAGCUGGAUGGCGACCCCCGUGGGGCUGUGUCCCAGGAUGCGGUCGCCGGCUGCUCCUGCUUCUGCGUCCCCAGCCAAGGCAGGCGCUGCGACCAGCAAGUGGAUGACCGCGCCCCAGAUCCGCAGGACAGGGCCGCGUGCCCGGAUGAGAUCAGAACAGAUACCUGUGUUUGUCCCCGAGGUUACUCUAACUACGGCUGCACCUGCACAAGUAGUGGCUUCACAGGGACCUGCUGGGAGACCUCGGUGCCUCCAUGCCGGUCACAGCCCGGUCACAAUAACACUACCUGUGAGGACAGCGCUGGCAGUUACACUUGUCACAGCUGGCCUGGAGACAGGGGCGCCCAGUGUGAGACCGGCAUCGACGAAUGCGACAGCGACCCCUGCUGGCCUGGCGGGGAGUGUGCGCCGCUGUCCCGGGGGACACACUGCGGACGCCUCCCCCCCUCGGCCGCCCUCAUUCGGCUGCCCCAGGCUGCAGUGGCCAAGCAGCGAAUCGUGUUACAAACGCAGGCGGCCCCUGACCUUGACACCUGCGGGAGACACACCAGAUUGCCCUCAGCAGGCUGUGGGAAUGAGAAGACCGACCUCACCUGCUACAACCGAGGCAACCGCAGGGAGCUCCAGGGUCAACGGCAAUGCGUGUGCCGCCGGGUUCCACCCGGAGGGGUGAGCGUCCGCAGAGCCUGA
This is a messenger RNA of Miniopterus natalensis, 1179 nucleotides long. Lineage: Eukaryota; Metazoa; Chordata; Mammalia; Chiroptera; Miniopteridae. The record is from RefSeq and is a predicted model, not a curated record.